AUGUCUUUUCGUCAAAUCACUGGCACAGAUUCUCUUUUUUUUCAACUUCAUCAUCUCAACAAAUCUUCUUCGAGUCACAACAGACACAUUCAUGAAGAUUCAUCCCUUCUCGAACACGUGGAACGCUUUCAAUUUGCUCUCUUUUCAAACAUUCGCACAGAAGGUCUUCGAGAACGUGAUCCUCUCGUUCGGGAAUACGAAUUGACUCUCGAAAGAAGAUUUCAACAGCAACAACAAUUAAAUUCCAUGUAUCGGUCGUCAGCCACUUUGAGUCCAUCUCUUUCGUCGAAUGCACCAUGUGGAGAAGAACACGAAGAUGAUGACGAUGAUGAUCAUGUCAUGUUAUCAGAUGAGCCAGAAUUGGAAGGUUCGGAAGUCACACUGGACUCGGUGAGUCGAGGAUUGAAUUUUGAUUUAAAUGAAGGAUAUAUCAAUGAAGAGGACAUGAUGGCAUCUGGUGUGGUUUAUGGAGAGGAUGAUGAGCAAGCCGUUGUGUAUGAAGGUUGA
Naegleria fowleri is the source of this 507-nucleotide messenger RNA. RefSeq lists its product as uncharacterized. The record is from RefSeq and is a predicted model, not a curated record. The transcript has a single exon. Lineage: Eukaryota; Heterolobosea; Eutetramitea; Acrasida; Naegleriidae. Bases 1 to 507 code for a protein of 168 amino acids.